Fukomys damarensis (Damara mole-rat) is the source of this 610-nucleotide messenger RNA. It is a transcript of the gene Rps14, whose product is annotated as ribosomal protein S14. Bases 100 to 555 code for a protein of 151 amino acids. Gene Ontology annotation, molecular function: structural constituent of ribosome; small ribosomal subunit rRNA binding; mRNA 5'-UTR binding. The transcript has 5 exons. NCBI's taxonomy places the organism in Eukaryota, Metazoa, Chordata, Mammalia, Rodentia, Bathyergidae. Gene Ontology annotation, biological process: translation; ribosomal small subunit assembly; maturation of SSU-rRNA from tricistronic rRNA transcript (SSU-rRNA, 5.8S rRNA, LSU-rRNA). The record is from RefSeq and is a predicted model, not a curated record. Gene Ontology annotation, cellular component: ribosome; cytosolic small ribosomal subunit.
UGACCUCAAAGGUACACUUCCGGGACAGGAAGUGACUCGUCGCCCCGCCCUCUCGCACCCUCUCUUUCCGGUAACUGAGUCUGGAGACACCCUGCAGAAAUGGCACCUCGCAAGGGGAAGGAAAAGAAGGAAGAACAGGUGAUCAGCCUCGGGCCUCAGGUGGCUGAAGGGGAGAAUGUAUUUGGUGUCUGUCACAUCUUUGCAUCCUUCAAUGAUACUUUCGUCCAUGUAACUGAUCUUUCUGGCAAGGAAACCAUCUGCCGUGUAACUGGUGGGAUGAAGGUGAAGGCUGAUCGAGAUGAAUCCUCCCCGUAUGCUGCCAUGUUGGCUGCCCAGGAUGUGGCCCAGAGGUGCAAGGAGUUGGGCAUCACUGCCCUGCAUAUCAAACUCCGGGCCACAGGAGGAAACAGGACUAAGACCCCUGGGCCCGGUGCCCAGUCAGCCCUCAGAGCCCUUGCUCGCUCGGGGAUGAAGAUCGGGAGGAUUGAGGAUGUCACUCCCAUCCCUUCCGACAGCACCCGCAGGAAGGGAGGGCGCCGUGGUCGCCGGCUGUGAGCAAGACUCAAGUUGUUUCUGUUAAUAAAUGACCUGCGUGUAGGCUACUUCGGCA